Messenger RNA from Plasmodium yoelii, 2862 nucleotides. Its product is annotated as conserved Plasmodium protein, unknown function. Gene Ontology annotation, biological process: ribosomal small subunit export from nucleus; endonucleolytic cleavage in ITS1 to separate SSU-rRNA from 5.8S rRNA and LSU-rRNA from tricistronic rRNA transcript (SSU-rRNA, 5.8S rRNA, LSU-rRNA); endonucleolytic cleavage to generate mature 5'-end of SSU-rRNA from (SSU-rRNA, 5.8S rRNA, LSU-rRNA). The transcript has a single exon. Gene Ontology annotation, cellular component: nucleolus; preribosome, small subunit precursor; 90S preribosome. Gene Ontology annotation, molecular function: RNA binding. The record is from RefSeq and is a predicted model, not a curated record. The coding region runs from base 1 to 2862 and encodes 953 amino acids. Lineage: Eukaryota; Apicomplexa; Aconoidasida; Haemosporida; Plasmodiidae.
AUGUAUGGGUUUAAGGCAAGGCCAAGGAACAAUAAUUUUAGGAAUUUUAACAAAAAUAAUGGUCACAAUAAUAAAUUUCGCCAUAAUAACAACAGGAAUAGAAGAAAUAACAAUAACAACCUAGAAGAAAUUAGUGAAUAUCUUAUUAAUAUUUCUUAUAUCUUGAAUGAAAAAUAUGAAAAAUAUUUUGUUUAUGAAUUAAAAGAGGAAAAUGUAAAAAAAGGAUAUAAAGUUUUUGGAGACAUAAAUUUAGAUGAUUCAUACAAUAUUGAGGAUGAUAUAUGUAUAUUAGUUAAAAUAAAAGAUGAAAUAAAAUAUAAUGAAAAGGCUUUAGUUAGAACAAAAAAAUGUUCAAAAAUACUGGAAAAAUUAAUAUAUUAUUGUUUUUUUUUAUUAAAAUAUAAUGAGAAGAAUGUAAAAAAUAAUGAUAUAAGUAUAGAAUGUAUAGAAAUUUAUAAUAAUUUUUUUAAAAUGGUAUAUUCAAAUUUCGAUGAAUUAGCUGUAUGUGAAUAUGCAUCACAUUUUGUACAAACUGUAUUAUGUGUAUAUAUUUUUUUUAAUAAAUAUGAAGAGAAAUAUAUAGAAGAUAUUAAUAAAAAAAAUAAUGAUUAUAAAAAAAUAUCAUAUUAUUUUAAGGAAAUAGGUAAUAAUAUAAUCGAAAAUAUUUUUUUUUUGAUUUUUGACAAAUGUGGAACACAUAUAUUAAGAUCAUUUUUAUAUUCAUUGGGUGGAUAUUUAAAUAUUAAUAUAAGUAAUAUAACAUUUAGAAAAUCAAAAGUUCGUAAUAGUAUGUCAAAAGGGGAACUGAAAUAUGUAAACAAAAAUUAUAUGAAUGAUAAUGAUGUUAGCAAUCUUAAUGGGAAAGGUGAUAAUACCACUUUUUUCUUUGAAUGUUGCAAAAAAAUAAUUGAUAAAAUUAAAGACGAAAUAGUAAAUCCAAAUGAAUCUCAAAAAUUUAAAAAUAUUUUAUAUCAAUAUAUUUUUUAUGAGGAUAUAAAAAAAGGAGAAGAAAUAAAUUCAAAUGACAAAUAUUUAAUAGAAAGCCAAAAUCAGUAUUUAAUUUCCCCUCUUUUAUAUAAUACAUAUUCAGUACCAGCAUUAGUAAUUUUAUUUGAGUUAUUUAAAGAUAAAAAAGUUGAAUGUAGUGAUUUAAUAAGUGAAAUAUUUUUAAUAAAAAAAACGAAAAAAUAUUAUAUUGAUAAAACUUGUGAAAAAAAUAUAUGUUUUGAAGAAAGUCCUUUAAAACAAUUGUUAGACUUAUUAAUAAAAUUAGAUUCUUCAAGUAUAAUGAUUGAAAAUAUUUUAAAAAUUAAUAAUGAACACACUUUUUAUGUUUUUAAUACAUAUAUAUUAAAAAAUAUAAAUAAAUUAAUAUGUGAUAAUCCAUACUCUUGUUUAGUUAUAUAUAAUUAUUUGUCUUUUGAAUAUAUAACAGAAGAAAUGUAUGAUUUGUUAAUAAAACAAAUAGAUAUAGAUAUUAUUAUUAAUAAAAAAAAAUUUAACAUUUUAAAAUCUUUAUUUGAUUUAUCACAAUGUUAUAAAAGGAAUUGCAAAUUUUUGGUGAACUCUUUGCUCAAAAAUUUAUCUUUGAUAGCCGAAUCCGCAAAUUCGGAAAAAAAAAGUUUUACACCUGAAAGUAUCAAUAAUACAAAAUUUAUUUGGUUAUGCAUUUUAUGUAUGUGUAAUUAUAAUGAUUUAUCUCCCCUUGUUUUAAAUAUCUUUGGAAAUAGUAACCCAAAAAAACAGGAAAUUGAAAAUGAUGAUAUAGAAAAUGAGGAAGCAUAUAAUGGGGACCAACACGAUAACAAUAAUAUGGGUACAUUAAAUAAUUACAAUUUUUACAAUCACAUUAAAAUUGACACAAAUGGAUAUUAUAUAUUGCUUCAUAUUUUAUCUUUUCCAAAAGAGUCAAUUAUACCUAUAAUAAAUUCUUUUAAACAUUUUUGCAAUUUUUUAAAAAUCGUAUAUAACAACAAGCCAAGCAAUAACGAUAUAAAUAAUUAUAACAGCUUUUUAGACGCUUUUUCAAACAAUAAUAAUAAUAAUAAUGGAAAAAAUAGAUUGAGUUAUGAAGAAGGAAAUCAUAUAAAUGAUAAUCAUCAACAUGAAAAAAUAAUAAAAAAUAAUUCAGGAAAUAACUAUUAUAAUAAUCUAAAUGGUAAUAAAAAUGAAAAUAAAAUAAAACCAUUUAUAAGAAAAAAUGCUGAAUUAAGAGGAAAUAUAUUAUUAUACUUUUGUUGUGAUAAAAAUUUAUCGAUUUUAUGUGAAAAAAUUGGAAAUACUUUUAAUUUACUAAAUGAAAAAUAUUUAAAACAAUUUAUUUUAUUAUUUAAAAAUGAAUAUAAAAAUAUAGCUAUUAAUCAUAUAGGAGCUCAUGUAGUUGUUACUUUUUUUAAAUUGGGAAAUGAUCAAAUAAAAAAAAGUAUAUUAGAUUCAUUAAUUGAAAACGAUAUAAACAUGUAUAAUAAUUUUAUUAAAAAUUUUAUGAAGCUAAAAGAAUAUAAAAAAACAAAGACUAUAAAUACAAAUACAAAGAAAUAUUUGAAGGCAAAAAAAAUGUUUGAAAAUAUUUUAAUAUCAAAAGAGAAAGAUGAUUCAGGAAAUGGACUAAUUCAGGAGUUGGAUCAAAUGAAUAACGACAAAAAAGAAAACACAUCUGAUAAAGAAGAAAAAAACACAUCUGAUAAAGAAGAAAAAAACACAUCUGAUAAAGAAGAUGAAAAAAACAAAUCUGAUAAAGAAGAUGAAUUUAUGAAUGUUAUAUCCGAAUUUAUAAAAGAUUCAAAAAAAAAAUCGAGAAAACGUAAAAAAGAAAAGGAUAAAAUUGACAAGGCUAUAAAUAAAAGUGUAAAAUGUUCUUAA